This is a messenger RNA of Sungouiella intermedia, 1353 nucleotides long. NCBI's taxonomy places the organism in Eukaryota, Fungi, Ascomycota, Pichiomycetes, Serinales, Metschnikowiaceae. The record is from the annotation of a GenBank genome assembly.
AUGGAUUUAAUCGGGGAAAUUGUCGAACACGAAGUUACAGAGGCUGUUCCUCCUUCUGCUCAUGCUGAUUCACAGAGUGGUGGAUUCCCUGUUUUGGCUACAUUUAAGAGGAAAUCUUCAAGAUUCAGACAGAAGCCUACAACUCAACCACCUCAAGCUCAAACUCUAGCUCCAAAACGCGAGCAGGCUCCCAAGAAAGUACUCACUGAGGCGGAAAAGAUUCAUGAAGAGAACAUGCAGAAGAUUCUGGCCCUUUCCAGUGAAGAAAUCGCUAAAGAGAGGGAAGAGUUGUUGCUGGCCCUCGAUCCCAAGUUGAUCCAGACUUUACUCAAACGAGCAGAGGAACAUUCGCCCGCUCACGAGUCCCACUCGCAUGCUGAAGGGUUUGAUGGAUGGAUUGGUGGAGGUAGAAAUAAUGUUCUGUUGCCUCAUCUCGAUACUGAGGAUGUUAACAAAGCCUUAGGUAUAAAGUCCGUAAAAUUCAGCUCAGAACCUGAGAUUAUGGAAAUCAAGGAAAAUGAGCAAGACGAUGAUGAUGUUGAAGGUGCAAGUGCUUAUGUGAGCGAGAAUGCUCCGGAGGUUGAAGAUGCUUUGGUGGGGGAUAUUAAUGAGGACUCAGAAGAUGAUGAAGUCGCUCCCGAAGGCUACCAGAUUGUCCCCGACGCAGAACCAACAGUUGAUGUUCACUUUCCCAAACCGAGAGGACCUACAGAGGAUCCAGACAUGGAUAUCAAUGAUCCAAACUUCUUUGAUAAGCUCCAUGAGAAAUACUAUCCGGACUUGCCUAAAGAAACUAGCAAGCUCGCAUGGAUGAAGGAGCCUUUGCCACAGCAGAAAGUGACCACAUACGAAGCUAUCAGUGACAUGAGAUUUGACUUCAAGGGAGAUUUGGUGGAGCUCAAUGAGGAGAAUGCGGAAGCUCCAGCUUACCAUGGACUCCAUCAUCACUCUGAUAAUCCACAGUUGCCAGGAUACACAUUAGCUGAGCUUCUCCAUUUCUCCAGGUCGGUGGUGCCUACACAGCGGUGUCUUGGAAUCCAGACUUUGGGCCGAAUCUUGCAUAAGUUGGGGUUGCACAAGUAUAAUAUUGCCCCUAUUGCUGACGAAGAAGAGAACCCUGUGUUGGAGAAGGAAAUGGCCCUGCUAGUUACUCAGUUUGAGGAUAUGAUGUGGGAGCUCAUUGACCAGCUCCGGAUCAUUGACUCGUUGACUGAAGCUACCCAGGCCAAGAAUCUAUCUGUUAAAAACUACGCUAUUGAGGCAUUGUGGUUGUGGAAACAGGGCGGUGGUAGGCCAAAGACUGAGCGGCCCACAGACGAAGAGGUAAUUGCAGAGCAUCUACAGAAUAUGUAA